Messenger RNA from Drosophila subobscura, 8281 nucleotides. It is a transcript of the gene htk, whose product is annotated as serine-rich adhesin for platelets. The coding region runs from base 457 to 8175 and encodes 2572 amino acids. Gene Ontology annotation, molecular function: transcription cis-regulatory region binding. Lineage: Eukaryota; Metazoa; Arthropoda; Insecta; Diptera; Drosophilidae. The transcript is spliced from 5 exons. Gene Ontology annotation, cellular component: nucleus. Gene Ontology annotation, biological process: regulation of transcription by RNA polymerase II. The record is from RefSeq and is a predicted model, not a curated record.
AAUUGUCAUCUCCAGCGAAAAUUUCGUGCGCCAAAAACAUAAACUAGAGUGAAAUAAUUAGAAUUAAGAAGAAUUAAGUGCAAUAUAGAUUGUAACAGCAAACUAAAAAACUAAACAAGUUUUCAAAGAGUGUAGUUAAGUGCCCCACAUUAAGGUAGCAACCCUAUAGUGCGAUUGAAAAUUGCGUUGUGAAAAUGGCUGUUUUGCGGGGUUGGGGUGGGCCGUGAGUGAACGAGUGAGGCCAACAGUCAGUGGUGCUCUGUCGCUGCCAUCGUCAAACACCUUUUCAUUUUCCAUCAAAAUGCACAGUUACAAACAGUAAAGUUGGAGCACAAUCCAAUAAUCAGAAUAGCUUUUCUUCGCUACUCAAAAUAGACACAUAUUUGCUUCAAGGCAUUGGUGUCAGUGUUCAGUAAAAGAUUCGUUACAGAGUGAAAAAAAAACGCCUUUGUCGUUAUGCAGCAACAGGAUGAUCCUCCGUCACUGCCCGUGGGCACGGAGGUGAGUGCCAAGUACAAGGGCGCCUUUUGUGAGGCAAAAGUCAGCAAAGUUGUGCGCAACAUCAAGGUGAAGGUGGUCUACAAGCAGGGCCUUGGCACGGGCAUAGUGCCCGACGAUGCCAUCAAGGCGCCGCCUGGCCAGAUGCGCGUGGGUGCCGUCGUCGAGGUGCGGCACCCAGACAGAAAGGAGAUCGUCGAGGCGACCAUUGCCAAGAUCCAGGAUGGAUCGCAGUACACGGUCGUCUUUGACGAUGGAGACAUCACCACCCUGAGGCGGACAGCCCUCUGCCUGAAGAGUGGCAGGCAUUUUAAUGAGAGCGAGACCCUCGAUCAACUGCCGCUGACCCAUCCGGAGCACUUUGGCAAUCCCGUGGUUGGCGGUAGACGGGGUCGUCGUAGGGGACAACUGAAUGAGGACAGCUCCGAUGAUGAUGACGAGAGCGAUGCCAAGGAGGUGGUCAACGAGAAGGAGGAGAACAUUGGCCAGGUUGUCUGCGUGGAGACAGAGUCAAAGAAGAAGGACAAGGAGAAAUGGUUCCCCGCCUUGGUGGUGGCACCCACAGCUCAGGCCACGGUCCGAAUCCGCGUGAAGGAUGAGUAUCUGGUGAGAUCGUUCAAGGACGGACGCUACUACACGGUGCCCAAGAAGGAGGCCACGGAGUUUACCAGGGAGGUGGCAAGCAAACAGGAUGUGCCUGCCGUGCAGGCUGCCCUCGAGUUCCUCGACAGCAGCAUCCUGCCGCCACACUGGGACCGCGACUCCCUCUUCGGCCUGUCCAAUCUAACCAGCGACGAUGAUGGCGAGAUCGAUUCGGACUCGUCGGACGACGAGCCGCACGAGGAGAAGGAUCGCUUUGUGGCCCAGCUCUACAAGUACAUGGACGAUCGUGGCACACCGCUGAACAAAGUGCCCUCCAUUCAGAGCCGCGACGUGGACCUCUACCGACUCUUUCGCGCUGUCCAGAAGCGCGGUGGCUACAAUCGCGUUACGACCCAGAACCAAUGGAAGAUGAUUGCCGUUCGUCUGGGCUUUGCUCCCUGCACGGUCAGCGUUAUGAAUCUCGUCAAGCAGGCGUACAAGAAGUUCCUUCAGCCCUACGGGGAUUUCCAUCGCAAGCUCGGCUGCUCCAUGCUAAUGACAUCGCGAAACACGAACCGCAGCAAGGGACGCAGUCUGGUCAGGGCCAAUUCAGUGGCCUCGCCCAAGCCCAUGGAAACCACAAAAACAGAGACAAUCAGCAAGUUGGCCCAGCCGAAUCAGACGGCUCACAGUACGAGCUCGACUAGCUCCGCCAAUGCUUCAGCAGCAGCAGCUGCAGCUGCCUCAUCCGCUGCCACCUCAUCCUCAUCGAUUGGACCGACUUUAAGCGCUGCAGCGAGCGCUGCCAGGGCCGCCUCGACAGCCUCCAUAUCGACAGCAGAGGAGUCGGAGAACACCAGCGAGUCCAGUGUGGUGGUGGAGCCCAUCAAGAAGCAACGCAAAGCCUCGGCGGCAGCUAGCACUCAACAGCAGGGCAAGGUCAAGAGCCUGGUGGAGAAGUACGAGGAGAAGUCCUCGCCAGCGACUCCCCAAGCGACUGCAUCCGCUGCGCCUACUGCAGCUACUGCUGCAACUCCUGGAGCUACCAUAGAAACCAUGCAGUCAACAAUAACUGCGGCAGCAACAUCUGCUGCCAGUCACACUCCAUCCACGGCCACUCCAGCAUUAGCUGCAACCACAUCAGCAGCAGCAACAGCUACAGCCACUCCUUCGGCAGCUGUUGGAAAAGAUACCGAGUCGGAUAUGCCUUUGGCCAAGAUCAAGCUGCAAGCGGCCGCCGCUGCGGCAGCAGCCGUGACCAGGAAUAGCAUGGAAAAGGACCAGCAGCAGACCAAUAUCAGUCCGGGCAGCGCCACAUCCAGCAAGGCCAAUUCUGCGGACAAUCAAAGGAGCCGCGAUGCCUCUCCAGCCUCGGCUGCCGCUGGCCCGUCUGCUGCCCCACCGACCACCGUUAAGAAAGAGAAGCAUCAACGAAAGCAGGUGGAGAAGACGGACGAGAAGCAGCGCGGCAAGCGAAAGAAGGAGGAUAAGGACAUCAGCGUUGAGAAAAUCGACACUGGGGACUUUGUGGUGGGCAUCGGCGAUAAGCUGAAAGUCAACUACCACGAAAAGAAAUCCCCCAGCUCCCAUGGCAGCACCUACGAGGCAAAGGUCAUCGAGAUUAGCGUACAGCGCGGUGUGCCCAUGUACCUGGUCCACUACACCGGCUGGAAUAAUCGCUACGACGAGUGGGUGCCCCGCGAGCGGAUUGCCGAGAACCUGACCAAGGGAUCCAAGCAAAAGACGCGCACGAUCAGCACCAGCAGUGCGAACAGUGGCAGCGGUGGCGGCGGCGGCGGAGGAGGAGGGGGCGGUGCUGGAUCUGGCACACUGCCCCCAGGUCCGGGAGGCGGCGGCGGCGGCGGGGAUAAGCAGCCGCAGCCUGGCAAGGAUGGACCCUCAAAGACAGUUCCGCCAUCGGGAGCGCCGGGUGGCCAGCAGAUCGGACAAUCGGGAAAUCCCAGUGGCUUCAGUAUGGCCAGUUCGCUGAUUCAGGGCAUGGUGAAGACGCCCACAACGACAGGAGCGAAGCGCGGCCGUGGACGCAGCGAUUCGAUGCCGCCGCGAUCGACCACCCCAUCGUCGGUGGCCUCCAACUCGAGCAGGACCAAGUCACCGGCCAGCUCCCAGCAGCAACUGCAGCAGCAGCAGCCGAUGAAGAAGCGUCCCACUCGAGGACCGACCAACAGCGCCAAUAUCCAUCGCAUCUCAGACGCCUCCUUGGCCUCCGAAUCGGACUCGGACUCGGAUGAGCCCGUGCGCCGGCCCAAGCGGCAGAGUGCCAAGGAAAAGGCGGCUGGUAAGCCGCAGGCCACAGCCAAGGGACGCUUGUCCCGUGCCCCAUCCUCUGGGCCCACGGCCGCAGCCGCCCAGCAAAGUCCCACCGAUGAUUCCGACGAGGAUGAGGAGGAGGAGGAGGAAGAGGGGCCCGGCCACACCCCAAGCAAACAGCAACAACAACAGCAGCAGCAGGCGCCACCCUCGCUGCAACGUUCGCGCGCCGCUGGCAAUCGGGCAAUGAGCAGUGGAGCCGCCACAUCCAAGGGACGUGACUACGAUCUCAGCGAAAUACGCUCCGAGCUGAAGGGUUUCCAGCCGCAGCUGCUCUCCUCCUCAGCAGCCUCCUCCUCGGCGUUGCCCAGCGCUGAGCGCAAGAAUCACAGCAAGGGCGAGGGCCAUGCUCCCGUGGGAGACAUCAAGAAAGAGCCCAAGAUGGAGUCCUCGGCCAAGAGCAGCUCCACGGAGCUCUCCUCCGAGACGGACUCGUAUGUGGACGAGGACUCGCAGUCCUCGGACUACCGCAAGCAGGCCAGCGAGAAGCGCACAAAGGCAGGAGCUGCAGGACAAACGGCAGGCAAGGCAGGAAACGAGCCAACGGGCAGCGGAGAUUCCAUGCAGCUGCUGGAGUCCAUCAAGACGGAGGCCAAGGAUAUGAUCAAGGCGAAGCCCUUCCACACGGGGGCAGACAUCAAACCGACAACCACACUGAUAGCUCCGGCACGCUUCGGCCUGAGCAGUUCCUCCUCGCAAUCAGCCGCAGCCUCUUCCUCCUCUUCGACAUCCACUCAAGGGCCCUGCCUGUCGGCCGUGGCCGUGGCUAAGUACACGUCGGUGAUUGUGGAGAAGCCACUGACCAUGACAACAGCUGCUGGUGCAAGCAGCAAGAAGGAUCCGCCACAUGCCAGCAAGAAGGUGGACAGCCUCAAGAAGCAGUCGAACACGGCAGGAGGAGGAGCCACAGCCACAGCCACGUCGGGACAGGAGGCAAAGAAAUUCGCUGAACCUGUUUCCACCUUAAAGGUGGAGCUGCCGGCCGCCUGUUCACCCUCCUCGUCCUCCUCUUCGUCCAGUUCCUUCUGCUCGAGUGCCUCGGGCGGCAGCUCCAGCUCCGCCACACGAUCUCUGCCGGAUAUGAGCAAGCUGGCGAUCAGCGGAGGUGCAGGAACAGGAGCAACAGCAGCAGCAGCAGCUGGUCCAUCUGGUACGCAGCCCUCGACACCGCCGACAGCCGCCAGCACAGCCAGCAAAGAGUCAAAGUACAGCAGCAGCUGCCUCGCGGCAGCCACCGGUGGCCCACUCACGCUUGGCGAUCUCUUGGCCUCGGAUGUGUACGAGUUUAAGGACACGGAACCCUUUGAAUUCGAGAAGCGCAUUUCGCCCAUGGCCGCAACUUGUUCGACGACAGCGACUGGGGUGGCUGGAGUUGCUGGCCUACCCGCCGCCGCUUCUACUGUGAUUACUGCGGUGCCGUCGCAGCCAGUGCCAGCAGCAGGAGCAGCAGCAGCAGCCGCAGGGGGAGCUGGCGCAGCAGCAGCUGGAGGAGGAGGAACAUCUCCUACUGCUGGCACUCCUUUGGUGUUGGUUAGCUCUGCAGCCCGAAAGCAGGCCCUCAAGGCUACAGCCAUGCAGCACAGCUUGGAGCAGCAUCAGCUGCCGUCCACUGUCCAUGGAGCAGCAGCAGGAGCAGCAGCAGCGGGAGCUGGUGCUGGAGCUGGGGCAGCUCCUCCAACUGUCGCACUCGCCGCAGGCAAAGCCAAAAAGCGUGGCUCACCCUUAAAGGAGGCCAGUCUGGUGCUGGAGAAGCCCAAGCUGAUAAAGCUGGAAAAGGAACAGACGGAACAAAAGCCAAGCAUGCCACAGCAGCACCAGCAGCAGCAGCAGACGCCACCCACUGUCAAGGUGGUUGCAGCCACACCAAACCUCGCGCAAAAGUUGAACACUCCACCAGGAGUAGGCGCAGCAGGGGCAGGCUCGUCCGCCAACGUUGGCCAACUGACACCCGGGCACCAUGCCACGCCCUUUGACGCGCUGCGCAAAUCCCCGAGCUUUAACCUGAAUAUUAUGGCACUGAACGAGGAGCUGGCCCAGACCGUGCAGGAGACAACGCGCGCCCUGACCGAUGCCCUGCAGCCACCCACAACGCCCAUUUCGGCUAGCGUGCCAGCAGCCGGACCGCUGCUCAUAUGUCCAGUCACGCCGCCCACGGGUGCAGGCAGUCAAGCGGCGGCCUCGCCCAAGCUGAGCACACCGCCGCAGCCACAGACAAAGCCCCCGCCGCCAGCCAAUGUUGUGGGCAGCCCGUUCAUCGAGACGCGGAAUGUGUUCGAGUUGAGCACCUCGAAUGAGGGCAGCGGCUACAGCUCCGGCGAGUCCAAGGACAACAAGCUGGAGAAGCUGGAGAAUGUGAAGAUUCUGCUGGCUGGAGCAGCGGGUUUGCCCUUUGAUCUGGAUGCAGUCAAGUACGAGCAGAAGACCAGCUCCAUAGCGGACAAGGUGCUCAAAGCCAUAAGCCAGAAGAAGGAGGAGGUGGAGAACAACAAGAGUAAGCCACAGCCACUGCCACUGCCACAGCCACACACAGAGGCCACAGGCACAGGCGCCGGCACAACCACAGGCGCUGCCAUAAUGCCCAAGCUGCAGCUGAGCGAUAUGGAUGGCAGCACGCCUUUGCUUUUGGCCAAACCAGAGCCAUGCACCAGCUCCAAGCUGGAGGCACUCAAGAUGCUGAGUGAACCGCUGAAGAUACAAACAGGAUCGCUGCUGGGGGAGCUGUACAGGCCGGGACCAGCCACAAAUAGUCCGGAGACCAAGUCCAUACUCGACUCGAUGCCGGCGAAGAACAACGAGCUAAGCGAAACGAUCCAGAAGCUAGAGUGUGCCAUACAGCAGCGCAAGACGCCGGUGGGUGGACUCUCGCUGGCCAGCUCGACGGCUGGCACACCACCAACGGCACACACACCCAACUCGACGGUCACUGUGGGUGUGGGCGGUGGCUUCUCCGACGAGUCGAUGGACAGCACCGACUCGGAGCAGCGGCUGGUAAUCGAGGAUGUGAUUGUAGAGGAUCACACAACGACCACAACGGCCGAGCAGAAGAGUCCUGGCUCGCAGGAGGAAUUGGCCGAGACAAUGGACAGGACAAUCAGCACGCCCACGCCGCCCGUCAAACUGGAAUUGAUGGGCAGCAAGCAGCUGUCCAGCAGCGGCAUUCAGGCACCAAUUGCCCUCAAGCUGGCACAGGCUCAGGCAGAGACCAGCACCGGUCCCGGUUGCAGCUCGUUUGCUGGCAAGUUGGCUGCAGUCACACAGCCACCGCCGCUGGCGAAACUCCAACAGCAGCAGCAGCAGCAGCAUCAACCGCCAGAAGAGAGUAAAAUGGGUAGCAGCUUUGGCAUACCCAUUGUGCUGCCCGAGAUACCCGCCACUGUGGUGAUGGCCACACCCUCCAUUAUGAUACCAGCAUUCACGAUUCCCAUGGAACAAGAUCAGGACAGUCCGCCCAUAAUGGCAUGCACCUCCAGUCCGGCCUCACCCUCGCCGCCAACUGUUUCGCCCGAACUGGGCGACAGGCUGGGCAGCGGAUUGCUGCUGAAGACCUACAUAGAGCCAGAGGCUGAAACACGUUCCAGCUAUCAUCAGCAACAGCAGCAGCAGCAGCAGCAGCUAUCGACGGCAGCUCAAACGGAGAUUGUUCUCCAGUCCAAUGUGAACGUAUCGAGCAGCAGUGGCUGGAUGGGCAGAGGGGCGGAGAUUGCGGGCGACACGGCGCCCGUGGUGGCACGACCAUUUGUGAUGCAUGCCGUCAACAAGGAGAUGUACAAUGUGGUGGCCAAUACUGCGGCACCAGCGGCCAGCUCGCCGCUGAUCAAUGACCCACACAAUGAGUCCAUCAAUCUGCUGUGCGAGGAGACAAUACCGGGCAGUCCGGCACCCACAUAUGGCGGCAAGGAUGAACAAAUGCCCGCCACAGGGAGCUCUGCCUUGGUCAUUGCUGGCAUCACGCCACUGUCGCCGGACACGCCACCACCGGGCGCCAUUGGCCUACUGCAGGGCACCACAGGGGCUCAGCAGAAUGUCGGGGAGUCAGCCAUGGGCGCAUCGCCGGCAAACAGUUCGCCGGACUCGGCCAGCCAGGAGGAUGAGAGCAGCGAGGAGACCAAGACCAAGCAUCUCGAGAACGAGCUGGAGGGCCUGGGCUUGGGUGGUACCCUACGCAAGAGGAAGCGCACCAGCAAGCAGACCCAGGCGCAGAUCAGUGCCGUUGCGGCACAGCUGCAAUCGUUGAGCAAGCGCAGGCGUCAGGUGUCGGGCAUGAGAAGCAGCAAGACGACAGCAACAGUAACAGCUGGCUCGGAUACAGAUGAGAAUUCAGACCAUUUGGUGUCCAAUUUGGGGCAGCAGCCGGCGCAGCAGCAGCAGCAGCUACGUCAUAGUGGACGGCAGCAAUUGUUGCCGCUGAGCAAUACCCAACAGCAGCAGCAGCAACAACAGCCACAACAGCAGCAGCAGCAGCCACAGCUGUCACAGCAGCUGCAGCAGCCAAUGCAGCAACAGACACAGCAAUCGUCUUCGAGCACCCAAUUGGGCGUACGACCCUGUCCAUAUAACUUUCUGGUUGAAUUGGAUCGCUCUUUGAGCUCGGAUCAGUGCAUCACCAUUUUGCGCAAGCAAAUACAGGAUCUGCGCAAGGCCUACAACACCAUCAAGGGGGAGCUGGCUGCCAUUGAUCGCAGGCGCAAGAAGAUGCGCCGACGUGAGCGCGAGAAGAAGCAACAGCAGCAGCAGGGCCAGACGCAGGGCAAAGUCUGCACCUGAUGGUCGGAGAGGGAGCGCGAGCGAGAGCGAGAACGUGAACGAGAUCGUGAGCGAGAGGAGGGCCUGGACGUGGACGAGGACGAGGGCGAAGACCCCUAGCAGUAGG